AUGUCAACAUCAAUCAAGGCACUCGGCCAGGACGAACAGCCCAGCGUCUCCCAUAAAGAGGUGUUGGAAUACGAUGAGGACAGCAAGCAGGACCAGUCUUCGGCUUUGGAGGGGUCGGCAGAGCCUGCUCAUAUCGAGUGGACGGAGGAGGAGUCUCGUCGCGUUCGAUUCAAGAUGGAUAUCUGCAUCUUGCCUUUGCUCUGUUUCCUCAUGAUCUGUUCGUUCCUCGACAAGUCCAAUAUCGGCAACGCUAAUACUGCCGGGAUGUCUGCGGAUCUUGGCCUGACCAACGACCAAUACACGAUGCUACUGACCGCGUUCUACAUCGUCUACGCCUGUUCGCAAUGGGAGAUCCUCAUGCUACGUUUCGUCCAGCCCAGGAUCUGGCUAUUCUUUGUUUGCAUGGCUUGGGGUCUUGCAAGUGCGAUGCAGGGUGUAACGACCAACUUUGGAGGUAUGAUUACCUGCCGUGUCCUGAUCGCCUUUUUCGAAGCCGGUGGAGUGCCCGCCAUCUCGCUAUACUUCUCCAUGCUAUAUCCGAAGGAAGAGUAUGGUUUGAGGUGGUGUAUCUUCCAGGCCUGCGCAGCUUUGUCCAACGCUUUUGCGGGUGCCCUCGCAUACGGCAUCGUCCAGAUCAAGAGCUCGAUACCGGCGUGGAAACUGCUAUUCAUCAUCGAAGCCAUGCCUACUUUUAUCUGCGGAGCCUUGAUAUUAUUCUUCUUGCCCUCCGGCCCGGGCAAGUGUCGCUUCCUGAACGAGCGAGAGAAUGCGGUCGCCUAUGCUCGAGUUUUCCAAGGAAAGCCUGGCGAGCAGGAAAAGGGGCUGAAUCUCAAACGAAUGAGCCGGGGUCUCAUUCGACCCUGGACUUGGCUCAUUGCUAUCAUCCACUUUUGCGGUUCAACCGCGUUCAACUCGAUUUCCGUCUUUUUGACUGCUAUUCUCCGGGAUAUGGGUUUCACUUCGAUCAAGGCACAGGGAAUGUCUGCACCUCCUUAUAUCGUCGCAUACAUCGUCGCCGUCGCCAUUGCCUUCUUGUCAGACCGCAAGAAGACAAGGGGAAUCUUUGUUGCCAUAUUCGGAUUGCUCGGUGGAGCAGGGUACAUCAUCGUGGCGUAUGCGCCUUCGAUGCCUGCCAGAUACUUCGGAGUGUUUAUGGUCGCUGUCGGCGUGUACACCGGACAGCCCAUGAUGUACGCCUGGUGUGCAAACAACGCCCACUCGCCGUCGGAGCGAGGCGCUUCGUUGGUGCUCUUCUCAGUCACCGGACAACUUGGAUCGAUUCUCGGAUCAAACAUCUACCCGAAACACAGCGCGCCUCGAUACUACCUGGGAAACACCGUUUGCGCCGGUGCGCUGUUCAUGUCUUGCGUGCUUUCAACCAUCGGGACCAUCGUUCUUCGACGACGAAACCGACUCAAGGCUAUCGCUGAUGCUCAAAGGACUCCCGAGGAAUUGCUCACGAUGCGGGCCGAUCCUGACAACCGCGCCAACUAUGUCUACACCAUCUGA
Molecule: messenger RNA, 1509 nt
Organism: Filobasidium floriforme
Lineage: Eukaryota; Fungi; Basidiomycota; Tremellomycetes; Filobasidiales; Filobasidiaceae
Product: major facilitator superfamily domain-containing protein
Exons: 12
Coding region: 1-1509 (502 amino acids)
Biological process (GO): transmembrane transport
Cellular component (GO): membrane
Molecular function (GO): transmembrane transporter activity
Source: RefSeq, a predicted model, not a curated record